AUGAGAGUGGCCGGCCACUCGACUCACCCUUCAUGGGCGGGUCUCUUGACAAUUGGCCUAGCAGGACUAGGAUAUGUCGGUGCUGUUGAUCUGGAUGUCGAAGACGCAGACUCGAUCAAGAAAGCAGCCAAGGAUAUUGCGACCAACAUGAUGACCUACUAUACUGGUAUGAACCCUGGCGACAAUCCAGGUAACUUGCCAGAUCCAUACUACUGGUGGGAGGCGGGUGCAAUGUUCAAUGUCUUGGUUGAUUACUGGUUCUACACCGGGGACGACACUUACAACGAUAUUACCAUGCAAGGCUUGCUUUGGCAAGCGGGCGACAAUGCCGCGUUUAUGCCCAACAAUCAAUCGAAGACCGAGGGAAACGAUGACCAAGCCUUUUGGGGAUUUGCGGCAAUGUCGGCUGCCGAGCGAAACUUUCCCAAUCCUCCAGACGGCAAGCCCCAAUGGCUGGAGAUGGCUCAGGCUGUCUUUAAUACGCAGGCCCCACGAUGGGACCCUUCUACUUGUGGAGGUGGACUGCGCUGGCAGAUUUUUACGUGGAACAACGGAUACAACUACAAAAACACCAUCUCAACAGGUGGUUUCUUCAACCUCGCUUCACGCCUUGCGAAAUAUACCGGAAACCAAACGUAUUCCGAUUGGGCAGAGAAGGCGUGGGACUGGAUUUCCGACGUCGGUUUCAUGACCGAAGAUUAUCACUUCUGGGAUGGAGCGAGUGAUUUGACCGACUGCAAAGAAAUGAACAAGAUUGAGUGGACCUACAACAAUGGGGUUUUCUUGCUCGGCGCAGCAAACAUGUACAAUGUGACCGAGGACCCCAAGUGGAAAGAACGCGUGCAAAAGAUCCUCGACUCAUCCGAGAUAUUCUUCGCCAAGACGCCGCAGAACGUGAUGUAUGAGCGUGCCUGCGAAACGGUCAAUACCUGCAUGGUCGAUCAACGUUCAUUCAAGGGCUAUCUCUCGCGAUGGAUGGCCGCCACCACUCAAAUGGCCCCGUUCACUUUUGACCAGAUUAUGCCCAAGUUGAAGGCAUCUGCGCAAGCUGCUGCCAAAACCUGCACAGGAGGAGCUUUGGGGACUACCUGUGGCUUGAAAUGGACUGAUCAACAAUGGGAUCAUACCAAGGAUUUCGGUCAGCAGAUGGCAGCUCUUGAGGUUGUCCAGGCCAACCUCAUCACUCGCGUUGCUCCGCCUGUAACCAGCGACAAUGGUGGCACUAGCAAGGGAAAUCCUAAUGCUGGAGGGACAGUCCCGGAGCCAAAGCCGAAGGCUCUAUCGUACAAGAUUACCACUGCAGACAGAGCCGGUGCAGGUAUCUUGACUGUCAUGAUGAUGGCUACUCUCGGUGGAUCAUGUGGCUGGUUGAUCUGGGACUAG
This is a messenger RNA of Penicillium cataractarum, 1383 nucleotides long. RefSeq names its product glycoside hydrolase family 76 protein. The record is from RefSeq and is a predicted model, not a curated record. The coding region runs from base 1 to 1383 and encodes 460 amino acids. The transcript is spliced from 3 exons. Gene Ontology annotation, molecular function: mannan endo-1,6-alpha-mannosidase activity. NCBI's taxonomy places the organism in Eukaryota, Fungi, Ascomycota, Eurotiomycetes, Eurotiales, Aspergillaceae. Gene Ontology annotation, biological process: fungal-type cell wall biogenesis; carbohydrate catabolic process.